AUGCACUGCUCGAAGCUGUUCCACAUCGUGAAGGAUCACGAAUGUGAUAUAUUUUGUAACUUUGACAAGGACCUGCACAAGGAGGUGCGGAAGGGCAUCAUUGCUGCCAUUUUGCACACGGACAUGAUCAAGCACAAUGACAUGGUCAAGGAGCUCGGUCUGCUCUACCAGAUGAACUCCGACACGUUUGACAAGCUGAGCCCUGGAUCUGUGGUGAACGAGUCCCAGCAGAAUGUCCAGACCACGCUGAACGCACUUCUGCACUGCGCAGACAUCUCCAACGCGAUGAAGCCGUGGGAGCUCUGCCGCAGGUGGGCCGAUAUGGUCCUGGACGAGUUCUUCGCCCAGGGCGACAAGGAGCGAGAGCUUGGCAUGCCCGUUCAGUUCCUGAACGACCGCACGAAGGUCAGCCGGCCCAACUCCCAGGUCGGCUUCAUCGAGUUCGUGAUCGCCCCGCUCUGCGAGGUCUGCGUCCAGCUCUUCCCCCAGCUGGACGGACUUGCCGACAACCUCGGCCGCAACAUCUGCAAGUGGAACGAGACGUGGCAGGCCGAGGCCAACCCCGACCAGGCAGAGAGGGACAAGGUCAACGCGCGCACCCAGAAGGUCUCGCUGCGCUGCAAGGCCCUCCUGCGCAGCAAGGCGGGCAUGCCGGGCGCAGAGCAGUCGCCCCGGUGA
Messenger RNA from Prorocentrum cordatum, 678 nucleotides. The record is from the annotation of a GenBank genome assembly. NCBI's taxonomy places the organism in Eukaryota, Dinophyceae, Prorocentrales, Prorocentraceae.